UUCCAUUUCAUUUUAUUAUUAUUCGUUUAUUAAUUUCCUCUUUUUCGGUUGCACUCAAACUUUCAGCAGUUUCUGACUAUUGUGAAAGACCGUCUGGAAAAUAUUGCUUAGGCAUAUUUGAGCUGGUCAAAUACAUAGUGAAUAAUAUGAUAUUGUUGAAAUGAUCUGUGGUCUUAAGUUGAACUACGUUUCAUGAACUUGAGAUUUAGCCUUGAGAACAUUCAACCUUGGUUUGAUAGGUAGUCGUGUUAUCGAAUUAUGCAAAUCUUUCUCCAAAGUUUCCUUCUUGCUUUAUAUUCUCAUUAGUUCAUUACUGCCUAUAAAAUUUUUUUCAUCAUUGGCCUAUCGUGGUAGCUGAUUGGACUACCACUGCCAACCUUACGCAUCAUCUUUUACUGGCAUCCUUUCCAACUUACCUGAGUCCUGGCUCACUAAUCUUUAUAAAACAAGGUUCAUCUAUACCUUCUGACAGUCACUCUCUUACUGGAAAGAUAAAUUCUGGGAGAUUUUACAAUGAAAUCUGUACCAUAUGGUCGCGAUUUCUGUUCAGAUAGCUUCUUCAAUGGAAGUGAGAUCUGGGGAUCAGAUUUCAGAUUGUCUGAGUGCUUUCAGUUUUCACUGUUGGCGUUUCCUGGACUCCUCUUGUUCAGCAUGUUUUCACUUUCACUGCUGUUUAGGAAACAACAAAGUAGCAUCCCUGUUGCCUUAAUACGAUUCGGAGUUCUGCAAGGUCUCAGAAUGUCUCUUUGUGUAGGAGUUGUUGGAUGUAUAUUGGUCCUGCUUGUAUCAAACAUAGUUGCGGAGAUUUCUACUGGUGUUCGCUACGACGCUGUGCAGUACUUCUCUUUGGUUGUAUCACUUGUAUCUUCGGUUUUCUAUAUAUUACUGGUUGAAUACAAACGACGUGCCUGUCAAAUACGCUCGCAAAUGUUGUUUAUUUUCAUGUGCUCACUAUUCAUUUGUAUGCUUCCCCGCUUCCAAGGCUUAUUAAAUCCUAAAACCGAAUGGCUGAAUCAUCCUAUUUUCUACCAGAUUCAUCUAGGCGUUGUUUGUGUUUACAUUUGUUUAACGUUUGGAGAGUUGCUUGUUCAAUUCUUCUCACCUUAUAACGAAGAAAAUUCCUUACUGAGUGACAAAAAUGCUUGUCCGGAAUUAUGGGCAUCAGUUCCGUCCUUGUGGACUUUCAGCUGGUUGACAAGCACUAUUUGGAAGGGAUUCCGUGGCCGGAUUAAAAGUUCUUCAGAUAUAUUUCAUAUACGUCCUGAAGAUUCAGUAAGCGAAAGUUAUGGUCGUUUUGAGGAGGCUUGGCGUAAGACUUGUAAUUCAUGGAUAUACAGAGGAAAAUUGGUCACAUCAUUUUCAGAUGUAACAGAUGAUGAUGUACCACUGUUAUCAAAUUUCAAUGGAGAUACUCAUGCGGAUGAUAUGAAUGCUUCGGAAGAUACGAAAUUGUUAAAUGCAACCCCCAAUGUAGAUGUAAUACAGCCGUCUUCUGCCAACCGUGGUUCAAAUUCAUCCAAUGCAACAAUAAAUAAAGAACCGACAGUCAAGGCUAGUCCUUCACGUUGUACAUGGGGACUGUUUUAUGCUCUUAUUUCGGCUUUUGGUUUUCGCUUAUUUUGUGGCUGGGUUCUUAUUUCUAUUUCCGUAUUCUUCAACUACGGUACACCUUUGUUACUUGGAAUGUUACUUCAAUUCCUUUCAAAACCUGAAGCCCCGUUAUGGCAAGGAUAUUUUAUUGCAACUUCUAUGCUAUUAAUGCAAAUGAUAAGUGUUUUCUUGAUUCAGAAGGGUUUUUAUUCAUGUUUAUCAUUGGGAAUAUCCGUCCGUUCAGCGCUUACAUCAGCCGUUUAUCGUAAAUCUCUCCGGUUAUCUUCAGAAGCUCGGGCUGAGUAUACAACUGGUGAAUUAGUAAAUUUGCUCAGUGUUGAUGUGAAUCGUAUCAAGGAACUUUUUAUGUUCUCGUUUUUUGUUUGGGAUGCAAUCAUUGAGUUCGUUCUGGCAUUCAUUUUGCUAUGGCGUCAACUGGGUACAGCUGCAAUAGCUGGUAUCGGAGUACUGUUGCUAAUGUUGCCGUUAAAUGUUUUACUGAUGUGGGCUACUCAGAAAUUCGAAAUACGUGAAAUGAAGUUCAAAGAUAAGCGCAUGAAAUGUUUAGGUGAAGUACUUAGUGCUAUACGCGUUGUCAAACUUUAUGCUUGGGAAAAAGCAUUUCAAUCUCAAGUUAGGUCAAUUCGAAAAUCGGAAUUAGUUGAGCUUCUACGUGUUGUCUUAGGUUGGAGUCUGUGUCAUAUUGUUUGGAAUUUAGCGCCGUACCUUAUUUUACUGGUUACAUUCAUCACCUACCUUCGGGAGUUUUUAUUCGCCAAUGAUACUCUGCUAGAACGCUGGAGCGGGGGCAAUUCUCCUGCAUUGUUAACACCUGAGAAAAUUUUUGUUAGUGUCAGUUUGUUUAACUUAUUGCGCAGUCCCCUUAUCUUAUUACCGUGGAGUCUUUCAUCGUCAAUAAUGGCCCUUGUUUCAAUACGUCGUGUUGGUAUAUUUCUUCUGUCUGAUGAGUUAGAGCAAUAUUCACUGGACAAAUCGCCUCAUUCAUCUGGAAAUUCAUCGGAUGCGAUCACUUUCGAAAAUGCUUCAUUUUCAUGGACAAAGAGAGGUCCAUUAGUGUUAAAAAAUUUAAACGUACGCAUUUCUCGAGGAUGGCUUGUUGCUAUUGUCGGCAGUGUGGGUUCUGGCAAGUCAUCUUUCCUGUCAGCUUGUCUGCACGAUAUGUUUAAGAAAAGUGGAUCAGUUUCCGUUAAGGGUUCAGUCGCUUAUGUCUCCCAGGCAGCCUGGAUACAACAACAAUCCCUGCGAGACAAUAUUCGUUUUAUCACAUCUACGGAAAUUCAAUCUAAUCCUGUUGCAGAACAAAUGGAAGAAUUGUGGUAUAAAAAUGUUGUCUCUGCAUGUGCACUUGAAGCAGAUAUAGCUCAUCUACCCGGUGGUGAUAAAACAGAAAUUGGAGAGAAAGGCGUUAAUUUGUCUGGUGGUCAGAAGCAACGUGUCACCCUAGCUAGAGCUGUUUAUCAGCGUUCUGAUAUUUAUCUGCUGGAUGAUCCAUUAUCUGCAGUAGAUACUCAUGUUGGCAAACACUUAUUUGAUCAAGUUCUAGGACCAAAAGGUCUAUUGAAAGAUAAAACUCGAAUCAUCACUACUAAUUCAUUUCAUUGGUUGAGUUCAGCUGAUUGGAUUAUUGUACUUAAUAAAAAUGGUGAAAUUACUCAGUCUGGAACUUACGAUGAGGUCGUUAACGAUAAGUCUAGUCACUUUGUCGAUUACUUGCAUACUAUCGAGAAAGAAAAGUUGUCGGACAAAUCAGAUGUUUCCGGAAAAUCACCAUCUUCAUCACAGAGAAAACACUCACUUACAGCUACUUUUAGCAGAUCAAGUAGUGUGGCUAUAUCUGCUCACUCUGUGCCUGACAACAACCUGGCAAGGAUUUUAUCUCGAAGCCCGCCAAACACUUCAAUGAAGAAAUUAUCUUUGGAGAUGCCUUCUCCUUCAUUCACUGACAUGGCGGAUGGUGUUAAUUUCAAUACUGAAAAUAAUAUUUAUAUUACUGACGGUAUAGAGACAGAUAUUUCUACAGAAUUCCAACCUGAACAACAAGUGACUCAGCGUCGUCAUCGAAUUAGUGCUGACAAUACUAAUGAGGCUGAAAGCGCAUUAAUUAAUAAAGAUGACAGCGAAGAUCUUGAAGUUGGAAAGUUUAUGACAGAAGAAGAAAUUAUGCAUGGUCAUGUGUCAUGGUCAGCGUAUUGGCAAUACCUUGUUUCUCGUGGGGUAUUUGUAACUUUUGUCACGAUUUUAUCGUAUGCUGGAUUUUUAGCUGUUCAGGCCUUCUGUAACUAUUGGCUGCAGUGGUUUGCAGACGACAAGGUAUUAAUUGAAGCUGAGAAAGCUUUUCAAAAUUCAUCAAUAAUCGAUAACAACGAUACGGCUCGUCGUAUACUUGUGGAACAAAUUAAAGAGAGGACAUUAUAUUAUAUUAUUGGUUAUGCGUGGGCUGGAUUGGGUCAAACUCUGAUGAUACUAGCAUUUGGACUGUUCAACGCUUAUUCUAGUCUUAGAGCUGCUAACUUAUUGCAUCAACGACUUUUGACAAGAGUUCUUCAUGCACCUGCUAGCUUUUUUGAUCAUACACCUCUUGGUCGUAUACUGAACAGAUUCAGUAAUGAUGUGGAUAAUUUAGAUCAUACUAUACCGAAUGCAUUUAGUGAUACAAUUGGAUGUGCAGGUGACGUCAUUAUUGCACUGUUGAUAGUCACAAUAACUCUACGCCCAUUGGGUGUUGGCUUGGCUGUCAUUGCUCCACUGUUUGUAUUUUGUAUUACUGUCCUACUGUUUUAUAUGCCGUGUGUUAGGCAAACACGUCGAUUGGAUGCAGCUACACGAUCUCCUUUGUUAACAAAUUAUAGUGAGACAGCAGCCUCGUCUUUAGGUGUAACCGUUGUUCGAGCCUUUAAACGUGAUGAAGACUUUAUCGCUAAAUCAGAUCGUCUUAUUGAUGCUAAUGGUGUUCAUGAGUUUAUACGUUAUGCUGCAAACAGGUGGUUGGAUAUAAAUUUAAAUCUAUCCUGUAAUUUAAUGGUAUUCACGUGUGCUUUGAUUCUGGUCGCCUAUCGGGCGAACAUAUCUCCUGGAAUCGGUGGUUUAAUAAUUGUCUAUGCCCUACAAGUUAUCGAGUCGUUAACAUGGGUUAUCAAACAGUUAUCUCAGCUGGAGACCAGUUCAGUAUCACUAGAAAGAAUCUGUGAAUACAUACGAGUGGAACAAGAAGCUGAUUGGGAUCAUGGAAUCGAUAGUCCUCCGCCUGUUGAUUGGCCUAGACCUUGUUGUGAAAUAGCCUUCAACAAAGCAACAGUUCAGUACAAUUUACCCUCAAAAAAUAAAUUAUUAAAAAAUGAAGAAUUAUCGAUUGAGCAGAGGAGUUCAUCUGAUGCUGGAAGAUUAGUUACAGCACUGAAAUCUCUUGAUAUCAAAUUGAGUGGAAAUCCUCAAGAGCGUAGAAUAGGAAUUGUUGGUCGAACUGGUGCAGGAAAAUCGUCUUUAGCAUCCAGUAUAUUUCGUUUGGUUGAGCCGACUAUAUUAGAAGAAGAUAGAUUAACAUUACCAAAAACAUCUAAAUUGGGUCCGAUUAUUGUCGACGGAGUAGAUUUAUCACGUAUUGGUCUACAUGAACUUAGAUCUCGAUUUAGUAUUUUACCGCAGGAACCAACAAUCUUUUCUGGUAGCCUUCGAUUCAACUUAGAUCCGUUUAAUGAAUUACCUGAUUCAGAAUUAUGGAGUGCAUUGGAAUCUGCUCAUUUGGCCGAUUGGGCUAAAUCGACCAAUUAUGGCUUGGAUUAUGAAUGCGGUGAAGGUGGAUCAAAUCUCUCUGCUGGUCAACGACAACUUGUUUGUUUGGCUCGAGUUUUCUUAUCUUCUGGUGGUCGUGUUCGUUUGCUUAUUCUUGAUGAAGCUACAGCAGCCAUGGAUCCGUGUACAGAUGAUUUAGUGAUGAAUACUGUUGUUGGAGAUCGUUUUAAAGAUGCCACUGUCAUCAUAAUUGCACAUCGAUUAUCUACUGUGAUGAAUACAGACAGAAUUGUUGUAUUGGAUCAUGGCCGAGUCGUUGAAACAGGACAUCCACAAGAUUUAUUGAAAAAUCCAAAUUCGCGUUUUGCAGCAAUGAGUAAAGUUAGACACUUGUGAAACAAUUUAAAUAACACAGUGUGUCUGUCAUUCAGAGAUAGUUUUUACUAGAAAUUAUUUUCUUCAUUCAUUUCAAUGUUUGUUGUUUCUUCUUUUCAUUUCGUGCUUUGCUUAAAUAUGGUUAGAAACAUGUAAACAGAAUAGUUGUAGUCUUCAUUGUGUGUGUGUAUGUGUGUGUUUGAAACUCAUCUCAUUUGUCAUUUAUCACUUCUUUAUUGUUGUGUUUUUGGGGACAUGAACUUUUUCUUUUCUUUUACUUCGCCUUCCCCUUCAUUGUUUGAUUUACAUGUGAAAUAUUUUCUCUCUCUCUCUGUCUCUCAAGGUUUUGUUGUUGAGAGAUUCAUUCGCAUCGAGUUGUAAUUUAUUCUAUUGUUAUUUUAAUAAUAUAAUUCUCAUUUGCUUUUUUGCGCCUCAAUAAAAAAUUUAGAUAAUGAUGAUACAGGUAUUUACACAUUUGAUAUUCUAUAUUAGAUAAGGUUAUUUUAAAUAUCACACAUCGAUGGCGCAGUAUUAACAACUGGAUGACGUUUC
Molecule: messenger RNA, 6267 nt
Organism: Trichobilharzia regenti
Lineage: Eukaryota; Metazoa; Platyhelminthes; Trematoda; Strigeidida; Schistosomatidae
Source: the annotation of a GenBank genome assembly